AUGUCGCGAGGACGUGGAGGCGUACCGCGGCUGUCCGAGGCGGCUGUUCAGGCGGCGGCGCAGCGGCGGAUGCAGGUCCAACAGGCCAAGAAGCGGCGAGCGGCCAUUACCAAGAACCGGGCACGGAGGAUGGUGUUGUAUCGGUUUGAUACCAAGCAGCUAGAGCCGCACAUCGGUGAUCUGCGCCGGUGUGUGGCCACGUAUCUGGCGGCGGUGAAGGCCCGAGUCGAGGCCGGGACCGAGGCCAGGACCGAGGCCGGGACCGAGGCGGGGACCGAGGCGAGCCCGACGGGCCUGGACAUGGGCAUGGACGUGGUGGGCGGGGGCAUGGAUGCCAGGCUUGGUGGAUUGGGAAGUCAGUCUGGCGAGGGCAAGGGCGAGGAGACGGACGAUGCGCGGUCGCGGAUCCUGAGUCUCCGGUUCGGGCUGUUCAAGGAGACAUGGCGGACGCUGCAGAUGUCGUACAUCCAUCACGGGCGACCGAAUGCACUGCCAAAUGAGGACUUUAUCGACGGCUUGUUCUCGUACAUUCUUCCGUACUUUGUCCUCCCGCACCAUCCGCUCCACACACGCAUCACCAUGCUGUAUCUGAUGUAUCUGCUGUACGCGACGCAGAACGAGCUCGACGCGUGUCGGAUCAAGGUCACGCUCCCGAUCUUUGCAGCCAUUCGUAAGCUUGCUGUGAGCGCGUCUGCGCUAGGGCUCGACGACCCGUUUCACGUCUUCCGCUCGCUCUGGCUCACCCGCGACGCGUUUUCGUUCCACGCAGUUCUCGCGCUCGGCGAGGUCGAGGAGGUUGCGAGGGCGGUGGCUGUGGCACCGGGUGCCGCACCACCUCGUCCGCUACAGACGGCCGACACGCUGAUGAACGUGUUCGACCCGUCGGGCGUCGAGGACGCACACAGCCGGUACCAGUCGGCCAAGCGGACGGCCGGGUGCUCGCUGUCGGAUCCGACGCUGUCGAUGAUCGACGACGACUUGCCGCUCGCCACUCACGACGCACUAGACGACCUUGCCGUGGCCCGCAACCAAGCGAGCAAUACCCGAGCGCUGUCGGCGUUUGAGGCGGCGUCGUCGUCGAUCCAGGCGCGUGGCUCGUCAUCGGCCGGCAGCGCAAGUCGGCAGCGGCGCCGCGCGGCGCCGACCUCGGUCGUGCUGCCGCCUUCAGCCGGCGGCUCGCGCUCGGGCACGCCGCGACUCCGAUCUGGGGCGCAGACGCCAUCCAUGCCCAACACCCCGCGUGCCGCCGUCGUCACCGCCGACACGCUCCAGCUCCGUGCUCCGGCGUCGGGCGAGUGA
Messenger RNA from Thecamonas trahens ATCC 50062, 1299 nucleotides. RefSeq lists its product as uncharacterized. The transcript has a single exon. Gene Ontology annotation, molecular function: sequence-specific DNA binding. The record is from RefSeq and is a predicted model, not a curated record. The coding region runs from base 1 to 1299 and encodes 432 amino acids. Gene Ontology annotation, cellular component: snRNA-activating protein complex. NCBI's taxonomy places the organism in Eukaryota, Apusomonadida, Apusomonadidae. Gene Ontology annotation, biological process: snRNA transcription by RNA polymerase II; snRNA transcription by RNA polymerase III.